GUUCCUGAAGCCUUUGCUAAUCCUGAUUGCAGGGACCAGACCCAUCAAUCCUCUCAAACUUCGAUCGUGACGGCAGUGCCCCAUGCAUGCCCAUACCACACCCAAGUUCUAACUCUGGGACCCAAUGGAUAUAAGAAAGAUCUUAGCCCGAUGGAUCGGUUUCUUGCCGAAGGACCAGCCGAGCAGAGCGCACUGUUCAUCCGUUCGGAUACCGGCGAGCUUUCGACAAAUAAACGGUGCACUUGCAGGAACAAAACCCGU
Lindgomyces ingoldianus is the source of this 261-nucleotide messenger RNA. RefSeq lists its product as uncharacterized. The record is from RefSeq and is a predicted model, not a curated record. The transcript has a single exon. The annotation marks the transcript as partial. NCBI's taxonomy places the organism in Eukaryota, Fungi, Ascomycota, Dothideomycetes, Pleosporales, Lindgomycetaceae.